This is a messenger RNA of Coregonus sp. 'balchen', 1172 nucleotides long. Lineage: Eukaryota; Metazoa; Chordata; Actinopteri; Salmoniformes; Salmonidae. The record is from the annotation of a GenBank genome assembly.
UGAACAAGCUAGACUUGUUUUCAUACACCUAAAGGAGAGUACAUCACACAUCUCAUCCAUACGGAUAAUUCAUCCAAUGCUGGCAAAGGAAAUUCUAGUGCAGCUCUCUAAAACUCUGCCACAGAGUGAUAUAGCAAUGGAUCUACUACAGGACAAAGUACUUAUGUCAUAGGUUUGGAAGAGGCGAAUUUCUGAAGUUCAUCCGAAUUCUCUUCAUCAGACGCAUCAAAAAGAGCAGAGGAGAUUCUGAGGACAGUUCAUUCUCUCCUCUAAUUGAGCAUGUCAGCACUGAAACAGGAUGCAUUGAAAAAGCUGUUGAUCUUUUGAAAGCAGCCUACACAUCUUUAGGAAAAGAUGCAAUUGUUGCCCAGCAGCUUGCGCGUCUGCUUUACACAAACACAAGGUUCGAGGAAGCCCUACAUUGGGCUGAAAAGGCUAAAUCAAUCCUGCCGUAUGAUACAUUUGUCCUUGACACAUUAGGACAGGUGUACAAGUGGUGGUUUUAUCACAUGCAUGACACCCUUGACAAACAAGCCUUACCGCCUGAAAAGGUUACUGAAAUUAUAGACACAGCUCUGAAAGGAAUUUCAGCGUUCCGUGCCUCAGAAAAAACACCCAAAAAAGAAAACGUUAGUCUGAACAACUCCUACUAUGGGGAGGUGGAUGUUGGAUGCAGACUGCUUCGACUCAUAUCAGCAGUGGAUGUUUUUUCAACCAAAGAUGGGAAGUCUGAGCUGAUGAAAUACUUGCUAAGUGACUAUAUCCCACAAGCAGUUGAAAAACCCUGGCAAAGGUUCCACGGCCAACUAAAAGGAAUGAAUAAGAGUAUUUACCAUGCUCUGGGGUGCAUUUCUGAAGACCUCAGUUACUUUCAGACAGACAUCAGUGAGGAGGAAGAGGAACUUGACACAAGAGAGCCUGAACAAGUACACAAUCCAAGGAAAUGGGUGACAAGGAAGAGUGCUGUGUAUGCUGGUUUUUUUUGUGACGUCCCAGAUAUCGUCAGCCCAAUGCCUGACUUCAAUAAUGCUGAAAUGGUCACUCACACUGAAAGUUCUGCAUUCACAAGACAAAUGAAAAUGUACCAGCUAGGUGGAGGAAAUCUCACAACCCUAUCCUACCAAUCCUCUCCUUGCUCCUUGACCACAAUGCCAAGAGAUCUGGUAGAAAGC